Messenger RNA from Lingula anatina, 939 nucleotides. RefSeq names its product extracellular serine/threonine protein kinase FAM20C-like. Gene Ontology annotation, molecular function: phosphotransferase activity, alcohol group as acceptor. The record is from RefSeq and is a predicted model, not a curated record. Gene Ontology annotation, cellular component: Golgi apparatus. Gene Ontology annotation, biological process: protein phosphorylation. NCBI's taxonomy places the organism in Eukaryota, Metazoa, Brachiopoda, Lingulata, Lingulida, Lingulidae.
AUGACCGGAGGAACACAGUUGAAAUUGCUUGUUACAUUCUCCAGUGGCGAGAAAGCUGCAUUGAAACCUAUGAGGCAGCCAAGGGACUAUGAAACACCAGCUGAUCUUUUCUAUUUCAAUGAUUAUGAACGUCAUAAUGCAGAAAUAGCCGCUUUCCAUUUGAGUCGAUUACUUGGAUUUCACUGGGCGCCACCAGUUGCCGGGAGAAGGCUUAACAUCACGGCAGAGGUUUUGUUACGAACAAAAAAUGCAGAAUUAAUACAGACUUUUUUUAGUUCUCCAGCCGGUAACAUGUGCUUCCAUGGAGAGUGUGCGAUGUAUUGUGACUCUGCACACGCAGUCUGCGGCCGCCCUGACGUCAUCGAAGCGUCCCUAGCGGCCAUGCUUCCCCCGCUGCACGUGGCUCCUAGGCACACAUGGUUGCACCCCUGGCGAAGAACUUACAGCAAGCAUCAGACCAAAGCUGUGUGGGAGGUUUACGAUAAAUACUGUCAGUUUAUAACAAAAGUGUUCCCAUAUUCGCAAGUACAGAGGCUGUUGGACUUGGUGGACAUGGCGGUACUUGAUUUUUUAAUAGGCAAUAUGGAUAGACACCACUAUGAGACAUUUGCUAACUUUGGUACCGACUCUUUCCCUCUCCUCAUCGACCAAGCAAAAGGUUUUGGAAAAAGUACACACGACGAAAUGACAAUUUUGGCCCCUUUAUACCAGUGCUGCAUUAUCCGAGAAACCACUCACCUAAGACUGAUAGCACUAGAGAGAGAUGAAUUAGAACUUGGAAGUAAACUAAAAUUUUCUAUGAGGAGAGAUACACUUGAUCCCGUCUUAACUGAGCAACACCUACAUGCUGUAAACAGACGACUGAGAAAAGUAAUAGCCGUUGUCGGUCAGUGUAUACUGGAAACUAACACGCAAAGUGUUGUCAUAAAUGGCAACUGA